AUGGAUUUGAUGUCUCCGGUGCUCUUCACGGCCAGCAUGGGGCCUGAUGAAGAGCUGCUCCUUGGCAUGCGGGGCCCCAAGAGCAUGGAGCUGGUGAAUUUACGACAUGCCAUCGACGCAUGGCAGACCGCAGCCGCACCCCUCCCCGUCGGCUGGCUACGGAGCGAGCUUGCACACCGCCUCGUGACUCAACCGGCUUUGGACAGGUGGCAGCGGAAUGCUGAGAAGAUCGCGCAGAGGCAGAACCUCUUCUUGACCGGAGAAGCCGGCUCUGGCAAGUCCUUCCUCCUGCAGCAUCUCAAGGACAACCUUCCAGAGCAGAGCAUCGCGCUGGCAGCACCGACGUGGAAGGCCGCAUCCAGGAUUGGAGGUACCUCUGUACAUUGGUUUGCUGGGGUGAACGUUGGCAAGCUGGAGCACUCAGCCGAAGAGGCUUUAGCAUUCAUACGAAGUCGGCCAGACCAGGAGCAAGUGCUUGCCAGACUUCGUCGCGUGCAGGUUCUGAUUCUGGAUGAGGUGUCGAUGCUUAGUCCAACAGUUCUAGAUCAUCUUGAGGAGCUGUGCCGGCUGGUGCGAGAGUCAAAGGCCUGCUUUGGGGGCAUCCGCUGCAUCUUUGCCGGUGACUUCAUGCAGAUCCCGCCGGUUCGAUGCAAACAGCUUGCGUUUCAGGCUCGGUGCUGGAGCGCUUUGUUUCCAGAGAGGCAUCAGAUGCAGACGUUGCGCGGAGUACAUCGUCAGCGUGAGGAUGAGGUGUUCCAUGGUUUCCUCAAUCGCUUGCGGUACGGCUACAUCAAUGGCGAGGACAUCAGGCUUCUCCUCACUGCAUCAAACCGGGAAGGAGGCAACGAGUGGUUGCAGAUCUAUGCCAAGAACGACGAUGUGGAUAAGGUGAAUGCUUCGAGGCUGAAGAAACUGGAUGGCGACCCGAAGACAUUCCAUGCACAGGACACUUUUGCUUCGGAAAUCGAUGAAGUAGCACCCGAGAGCAGAAGGGACGUCAAGGAGGCUUUGGAGGAGCAACUCAGGGAGGCUUUGGAGGAGCAAUGCCCAAGCACGCUGGUGCUCAAAAUCGGGGCACCUGUACGCCUCACCCAUGUGCGGAACGAGAGGCAUCUGCACCGAGGCAUGGAGGGCACCGUCGUCGACUUCGAUGAGGACGGGUGGCCCGUCGUGGAGCUCGUUGCAGGUCAUGGCACACUUACGGUGCAGCCCUGCAUCGGUGCUUCCAUCCAAGCAGAGGUCCGUGGGCCGCGGCUCGCAACACGAAAGCAGGUGCCGCUGGCGCUGGCAUGGGCGACCACAUUGCACAAGGCGCAAGGAAUGACUCUCCAUUAUGCAGCGACACAUGUGAGCGAAGUUCUUGAAGCGAAUAUGGGCUACGUAGCUUUGAGCCGUGUCACGGUUCUUGCUGGCCUGAAGUUGCUAGACCGCUUGAGCGACAUGACGGCCACUAAUUUGCGGAACUGGCUUGACCGCAAACUGUGCCAAGCAUGCCCAACGGCCUUGAACUUCCACAUGGCCAUGCUGGAUGAGGACGCCCAGCACAAAAUCCACCAAGGUCGCCAAAGUUUCCGGCGUUUGCUGGAGAAUGAUAGCGCUUGGAAAGCAGCCCUGCAGCGAGCCGGCUUCGUCGAGGGCAAGGGCCUCACGUACUCAAAGGUCUACCCCGACUGGGCCUUGGCAGAAUACGGUGACAAGUGUUACAGGUGUGGCAAAAGAGGCCACUGGCAGUCUGACUGCCUGGAAGGCGCGACCAGGCAAUUCAGGAAACAACUUUAA
Symbiodinium natans is the source of this 1779-nucleotide messenger RNA. Lineage: Eukaryota; Dinophyceae; Suessiales; Symbiodiniaceae. The record is from the annotation of a GenBank genome assembly.